Ceratosolen solmsi marchali is the source of this 1127-nucleotide messenger RNA. Its product is annotated as ATPase WRNIP1. The coding region runs from base 12 to 1052 and encodes 346 amino acids. Lineage: Eukaryota; Metazoa; Arthropoda; Insecta; Hymenoptera; Agaonidae. The transcript has 3 exons. The record is from RefSeq and is a predicted model, not a curated record. Gene Ontology annotation, biological process: DNA-templated DNA replication; DNA synthesis involved in DNA repair. Gene Ontology annotation, cellular component: nucleus. Gene Ontology annotation, molecular function: enzyme activator activity; ATP hydrolysis activity; DNA binding.
AUAACUUUAGAAUGAAUUAUAAGUCAAGUAACAAGUAUAAUGAUGCACAAAGGAAUAUAAAUAAAAAUAACAAUUAUGUUCCAUUAACUAAAAGAAUGCGACCUAAUAAUUUAAAUGAUUAUGUUGGUCAGAGUCAUGUCAUUGGACCAAAAACUGUAUUAUACAAUUUAUUAAAAACUGGUGUGAUUCCAAGUAUGAUAGUAUGGGGACCUCCAGGUUGUGGAAAGGAUGCUUUGGUUAAUCUAAUCAUUGAAGAAAAUAAAACAUUGUGUGAUGGAUUGAUAACAUUGAUUGAAUUAUCGGCAUCAACUGCUAGUAUUAACGAUAUCAAGAAAGCCGUUAAAGAGGCAAAAACUACAUCUAAUCAGACGAUAAUCAUUAUGAAUGAAAUUCAUAAAUUUAAUAAACUUCAGCAAGAUAUUUUUCUUCCACACGUUGAAGCUGGUACAUUUAUUUUAAUUGGCAUUACAAUUGAAAAUCCAUUUAGUUUAAAUUCGGCGUUACUGAGUAGGUGCCGUAUCUUUAUGUUAAAUAAAUUACAAAAAGAUGAUUUAAUUUCUAUACUGUCUAAAGCUGUAAAGUCCAUAAAUGGAGAGAUAAUAUUAAAAAGUAAAAAUGCAACUGAAAGUAACGUUACAACUUCAUUUUUUAUUGAUCAAGAAGUUAUUGUUUGGUUAGCGGAAAUGUGCGAUGGGGAUUGUAAAAUAGCGUUAAAUGGAUUGGAAAGUGCCGUUGAAGCCAAAGUAUCUAAUAUCGAUAAAUCUACAAAGCCAAUAAAUUUAAAUAUAAGUGACAUAAAAUGUUCGCUAACAGCAAUCCAAGCUACAAAUAAUAAACAGAGCGAUAAUAUUUAUCAGAUGCACUCUGCACUGCAUCAUUGCAUAAUAGGAGAUGAUGAGAAUGCUGCUUUAUAUUGGCUCGCAAGAAUAAUGGAAACUGGUGAAGAUCCUGUUUACAUUGCAAAACGAUUGGUUAGAGUAGCGAGUGAAGAUAUUGAUUUUGAUGAUGAAGAUGCACCACAGCGAUUCAUACAAUGCAAGCAUGUCAAAUGAUAGGAAUGCCCGAAUGCGAUGUAUUUUUAGCGCAGUGUGUUGUAUAUCUAUCGAGGGCUGAAAAAUCAAAAGAAA